GUUGAAGGGUCAAGCCAAAUAAUUAACCACAAGUCAUACAAACAAUAACAACACAUGAGGUUAUGCUACCGAACAACUUGCCGUCUACACCGGAUCAACAGUUGGGGGUUUGCUCAAUGCUACAUUUGGAAAUGCAACUGAAAUGAUUAUAUCAAUUUAUGCCUUGAAAAGCGAUAUGAUUAGGGUUGUUCAGCAAUCUUUACUUGGUUCCAUCUUGUCUAAUAUGCUUCUAGUUCUUGGAUGUGCAUUCUUUACUGGUGGGAUUGUUCACUGUCAAAAACUUCAGGUUUUCAAUAAGGCAGCUGCUGUUGUCAAUUCCGGCUUGCUGCUCAUGGCUGUAAUGGGAAUACUGUUUCCUGCUGUGCUUCAUUUUACUCACUCAGAAGUUCAUCUUGGGAAGUCAGUCUUAUCCUUAUCCAGAUUUAGCAGCUGCAUAAUGCUACUGGCCUAUGCAAGCUACCCUUUCUUUCAACUUAGAAGUCAACAGAAUUUUUAUACUCCAGUUGACCAGGAAGUAGAUACAAGCGAAAACACUGACGAGGAGGAAGAAUUUGAGUUAACUAAGUGGGAAGCGAUAAUCUGGCUGGCUAUUUUGACAGUAUGGGUAUCAGUAUUGUCUGGACACUUUGUGGAUGCCAUAGAGGGAGCAUCUGAAUCAUUGAAUAUGUCAGUGGCCUUUAUUAGUGUCAUCUUGCUUCCAAUAGUAGGAAAUGCUGCAGAGCAUGCGAGUGCUAUCAUGUUUGCCGUAGAAGACAAGCUAGAUAUCACAAUUGGAGUUGCUGUUGGAUCAUCAACCCAGAUAUCCAUGUUUGUGAUCCCUUUCUGUGUGGUUGUUGGGUGGUGCAAGGGAAAAGACCGGACACGAAAGAGCAACUUGAAGAAGAUAAUAGAUUACAAUGUUCCACAACAAUAUAAUCACAAUUUUUGUCCAAAAAGGCAUCUGUAUGAUAUGUGACCUUUCCAGCAUAAUGAGAAACUAUAAAAUCUG
This is a messenger RNA of Lathyrus oleraceus (garden pea), 988 nucleotides long. RefSeq names its product vacuolar cation/proton exchanger 2. Gene Ontology annotation, cellular component: plant-type vacuole membrane. Lineage: Eukaryota; Viridiplantae; Streptophyta; Magnoliopsida; Fabales; Fabaceae. Gene Ontology annotation, biological process: calcium ion transmembrane transport; intracellular calcium ion homeostasis. The record is from RefSeq and is a predicted model, not a curated record. The transcript has a single exon. Gene Ontology annotation, molecular function: calcium:proton antiporter activity. The coding region runs from base 143 to 955 and encodes 270 amino acids.